UUCCGGUUCAGGCUCACUUCCUGUGUUGUGGUUGCUGCCGAAGGGCCGAAGUUCGCGGACAUCGAAGUAACUAUACGGAGUAUCAGCGGUAUCAGCCCAUGCAGCCAGACUUUGAAAUGUCUGUGUGAAUGCAUCGAAAUUAAAGUGUUCGUAGUACCUAAUGGGACUGUUUGGGAAAACGCCAGAGCGAUCGCCGAAAGAACAGGUGCGAGAAUGGACUUCAAAGCUGAGAAAAGAAGGGUACCAGCUGGAUCGCCAGAUCAGAGCUAUUCAGAGGCAAGAAGAAGGUGUCAAGAGGUCCUUGAAAGAAGCGGCGAAAAAGAAUGACAAGGAGGUUUGUCUUAUACUUGCUAAGGAGGUGCUUCGUGCUCGCAAGGCUAUCAAUCGUAUCCACGCUUCCAAGGCACAGUUGAACUCAGUCGUGAUGAGCAUGAACCAUCAGCUUGCUACCCUUCGGUUGGCCGGCUCAAUGCAAAGAAGCACUGAAGUUAUGAAGAGCAUGCAGCAGUUGAUCAAAGUGCCCGAAGUAGCGCAGACGAUGCGAGACCUGUCGAAGGAAAUGAUGCGAGCAGGAAUAAUAGAAGAAAUGUUGGAUGACACAAUGGAAGGCCUUGAUGACCAGGACGACUUGGAGGAAGAGGCACAGGAGGAAGUCGACAAAGUCUUGUGGGAGCUGACUGCAGGCCAGCUCGGCAAGGCCCCAACUGCAGUCACAGAGUCCUUGCCAUCGGAAGACAUCCAAGAAGCUGGUCCGUCGUCUGCUGUGGCAGAAGACGAAGACGAUGUGACCAAGAUGCAAGAGCGAUUGCAGGCCUUACGGAGCUGAAUUGUAGCCAGCCUGUGGCUUGUACACUAAGUACGGUUGUUA
This is a messenger RNA of Rhipicephalus sanguineus (brown dog tick), 868 nucleotides long. RefSeq names its product charged multivesicular body protein 3 (gene Vps24). Gene Ontology annotation, cellular component: ESCRT III complex; multivesicular body. Lineage: Eukaryota; Metazoa; Arthropoda; Arachnida; Ixodida; Ixodidae. Gene Ontology annotation, biological process: endosome transport via multivesicular body sorting pathway; late endosome to vacuole transport; protein transport. The record is from RefSeq and is a predicted model, not a curated record. The transcript has 6 exons. Bases 161 to 826 code for a protein of 221 amino acids.